Messenger RNA from Pelmatolapia mariae (spotted tilapia), 912 nucleotides. RefSeq names its product POU class 2 homeobox associating-factor 2 (gene pou2af2a). The record is from RefSeq and is a predicted model, not a curated record. Gene Ontology annotation, molecular function: POU domain binding; DNA binding. Bases 1 to 912 code for a protein of 303 amino acids. Lineage: Eukaryota; Metazoa; Chordata; Actinopteri; Cichliformes; Cichlidae. The transcript is spliced from 4 exons.
AUGUCUGUGCUCUGUCUGUCUGCAGAAUAUUCUAAGAGAGUGUACCAGGGCGUCCGAGUGAAGCACACGGUCAAAGACCUGCUGGCAGAGAAGAGGUCCCGGCAGACAAACGGACCCAGAUACAGCGGAGGAUCAACCACUCCGCCAUCAUUCGUCCAGAUGCCAGGUGCCCACAUGCUGCCCAGCUACUAUGGCAUAAGAGGACGUUCCUUCAUCUCUGACUCAGAUUUCUGCCCAUCCACCAAGCAGUUCUCCCCUGAUGUCUAUUCCUCCACCCUUGGGGGUAAGCCUCUUGGCUGUGAGCCCUCCACCAUGAGCAGCUACUCCUCGCUCAUAGACAGCUACUACCCAGAAACCUUUGGUGACUACCGCAGCGCCGCCACCUUCUCCAGCUCUGGCGGGUCCUUCCUGCCCUCGUCAGCACUGUCCUCCCUGCUGCCGCCCUUCGGAGGAGAGUCCUCGCAUUUAUUUCUGAGAGACUCGUGGGAGCAGUCUGAGCCAGUAUCUCAGGUGGAGGCUCUGUGUCAGGACAACCUGGCCUCCGUCAGCGUCCCACCCUCCAUGCCCAGCCCCGAACCUCCAGGGAGCCCCUCCCAGUACCGCUCUCCGAGCCGAAGCUCCUCCCUGGGCCCCGUCUCCAGCAGCCAGCCCUACACUCUGCACUCUCUGGAGGAUGUCCACUAUCACCCUUUAACCUCCACCAGCACUUACCCCACCACACCCUCCUCCUCCUCCUUCCCCUGCCCUCCCUACAUGAGCAGCCCCGUCACAGAUCUGGUGACCAAGAUGGUGACGGAGGAGGCGGCCGACGGCCACGGCAGCCUAACCCCCGGCGCCGAAGCUCAUUCCUCCUGGGCUAAGGAAGAGGGGGUGAGCGCCUGGUCGCCCUAUGAGAUUCGGAGGGCCUACUGA